Closterium sp. NIES-67 is the source of this 2789-nucleotide messenger RNA. Lineage: Eukaryota; Viridiplantae; Streptophyta; Zygnematophyceae; Desmidiales; Closteriaceae. The record is from the annotation of a GenBank genome assembly.
GCAUUGUCGAUUUCCGCGCCGUCGCCUUCACCAUGGACUAGUCGCCUCGAUCAGCAAGCCAAACUGGCAGACAGACUGGUAGACAGACAUUCGCUGAACGUGCUUCUCAUCCAAGGUCCGGCGAAUGAAGCAUUUAAAGCCCCCGUCUCUUGUCCCGUUAGAACGCCCAGAAGACUAUGCGAGUAGGGCUGAGCGAAAAGGAGCUCGUAGCUAGUCGUGUCAUUUCCCGUCGAUCCUUACCCGACCGUUGCUCAGUAGCCACUGGCCGCGUUCGCGCCAGAUGCCACAGAGCGCGUCCUCUGGAGUAGGAGAGAAUCUCAAGCGCCACAGAUUACUGGCUGGUGCUCAUGCGUCCAGCGUGGUCGUUAAGAUUUAAGCGCUCGUCAUGCGCGCUCGCUCCGCCGCCACGCCAUAUGCGCAGAUGAUAGCGCCACGUGCGCAGAUAAUUGCGCCAUGUGCGGUUGUCGGGUUUCGUGGCGAGCAUCGCUGCGCAAUGCGCGGGCACCGCCGCCGAUCGGUGCUUUUGCCGGCAGUGCUGCUGCUGUUGCUGUCCUUCGUCACGCUUUCCGCUGGAUUGACUGACUUCGUCCGCCGACCGGGUCCCGCUCCGCCCCCUUUUUCGCCUCCCCCUCGUCCCCCAUCUCCUCCUCCCCGUCCGCCUCCCCCUCCCAGUCCUCCCCCGCCUCCUCCGCGCCCUCCGCCCUCUCCGCCUCCUUCUCCGCCCCCGAAACCUCCCCCGCCGUCUCCCCCUCCCAGCCCUCCGCCCAGCCCUCCGCCCAAACCACCACCUCCUCCGCCAUCUCCCCCUCGUCCCCCGCCUCCCCCGAGCCCUCCGCCGCGCCCUCCGCCGUCUCCCCCUCCUUCCCCGCCCCCAAAACCUCCGCCUUCUCCGCCCCCGUCUCCCAAACCCCCUUCUCCGCCCCCUAAAUCCCCCCCUCCUCGUUACCCACAGUUUCCGCCGCCUUCCCUCCCCGCAGAUGAUGCCCCCCCGACGCCCACUUUGAAACCAGAGGCGGAGAUUUACCGCGUGUGCGCCGUGGCUGGUCCAGCAGUUGUAACGGUAACCAGCGCGCCUCUCGGCCAAACCUGGCGCGGGUGGGGCACGUCGCUAGGCUGGUUCGCCAACUACAUAGGUCGCCUACCAGCGGCCGAUCUUAACACCCUCUUAGACCUCCUAUUUCACCCGACUAGCGGUCUCGGCCUUAACAUGGUCCGGCACUUAAUCGGCGCCGGCUUUAACGCGGCGCGCUCGCCCCAGAUGACGUAUUUAAAGCCGCCGUACGAUGCGCGCCCGAUGCCUGGGUACAGGCCAAAGGCUUCUGGACCGUACGAUUGGGCGGCAGACUGGCGGCAACGGCGCGUGCUGAUUGGUGCGCUGGCGCGGGGAGUUGAUUCGGUAGAAGCAGUGGCUUAUUCCCCCCCCUGGUGGAUGACUAUUAGCGGGGAUGUGUCAGGCGGGCACGCACAGAGCAACAACUUACGGCCGAGGUACUACGACGCGUUCGCGGACUAUCUAGCUACUAUAGUGAAGAGGUUUAGAGACUCCUGGAAUGUCACGUUCGUAGCGCUUAGCCCGACUAACGAGCCGCUAGAAGGGUGGUGGGAGCAAGGGGGCAUCCAGGAGGGGUGUAACUUCGACGCGCCCGGGUUACAGAAAUUGAUUCCGCUGGUUGUACGAGCUCUCAAGAAGCGAAAUCUGGUUACCCGAGUGGCGGGGUUCGACAGCCUGGUGGACUCCACGGUUCGUUACAAGCGCUUCUGGAGUGCCGCAAAGCAGCAGUCGCUACAGCCGUUACGGCACCUUAGCGUUCACGGGUAUUUAUUUCCCAGGGGAAAUUCCUCCACAGGAAACGACAGCCCUAGAACCUACGUCCAGCAGCUAUUCGGGCAAAUGCGGGACGUGGGCCGGAGCUUAAAAAAGGAGGUGUGGGUGACUGAAGCGGGGCCAUUAUUCAUGAAGGAGGGAGCGGACAUAGAUAUUGCCGUGCACAUGGGGCGAACCAUCAUCCAAUCAGUGAACAUCAUGGGCGCAUCGGCCUGGGUGUUCUGGCAAGCCGUGGGGAACACUCACAGGUGGUCCUUUCUUAUAAUUCCUAUGGCGCCUAUUAAUGGUGCGGAGCUCCCGCCUUUCUCGGUGGAGUAUUCGAAGAAGUUUUUUGUAAUGAAGCAGCUUGUACAGGGGGCGCCCAAGGGGAGCAGGCCCUUACAGGUUACCACUGCCCAGGGGUGUCAUCAUUGCGUUGCCGCCUUCUACACUGCCGCCCGGCGCCAGCUGGCGCUGUUUGUGGCCAAUCAGGAUGGGGAUGCUUAUGACGUGUCGCUUUCCAUCGAUGCCUUUGCAGCGGAUAAUUCGGCUGCUCCUGUGCAUGUGAGGAUGUACAGGACUGCUUAUAACGAGGAUAUGGAGCCUAUCUCUGUCCAGGCAUAUGACUCCGUGCCAUGGAGUGUCAGAGUGCUGGCCCCUCCUCUUAGCUUCACAUCUGUGCUUGUUUCAAACAUAAUGCCCAAAUAAUCUCCCACAUGGACCCUCUUCUGUGUUUUUCUGCCAUGGCUGUGUGCUUGACUCGCCCCUAUGGAGAGCUAGUCAGUCCCAUCCCAUCCUAUCCACUCACCAGUGCAUGGCAUUGUGUGGCACUCCCCCAUCUUUCCCUGCUCCUGCUGUUGCCUUCCUUCACGGCACCAUUGGUGCGCCCCUCUAUCUCCAUCCAAAGCACUUCCCUCAACCCCUUUUCCCCCAGAGCCCGACUUCCCCAACACCUUUUCCCCCGUGCAGGGCACAACUUCCCGCC